This is a messenger RNA of Puma concolor (puma), 637 nucleotides long. It is a transcript of the gene LSM6, whose product is annotated as LSM6 homolog, U6 small nuclear RNA and mRNA degradation associated. Gene Ontology annotation, biological process: maturation of SSU-rRNA; mRNA splicing, via spliceosome. Gene Ontology annotation, cellular component: nucleolus; sno(s)RNA-containing ribonucleoprotein complex; U4/U6 x U5 tri-snRNP complex. Gene Ontology annotation, molecular function: RNA binding. NCBI's taxonomy places the organism in Eukaryota, Metazoa, Chordata, Mammalia, Carnivora, Felidae. The record is from RefSeq and is a predicted model, not a curated record.
ACCCGGGUGGUCCGCGGAGGCAAGCUAGUGGCGCUGCUGGAGAGGAGGUUUGGAUCCCGGCCACCAGAUGAGGAGCCUGAGGCCUUGAGAGGUGAAAUGAGUUAUCCAAGGCAUACAGCUAAAUUAAGUAGCAGAGCUGGGAUUAGUCUCCCAAAUUCUUGAUCAGGAUUGUUAAAAUGAGUCUACGGAAACAAACCCCGAGUGACUUCUUAAAGCAAAUCAUUGGACGACCAGUUGUGGUAAAAUUGAAUUCUGGAGUGGAUUAUCGAGGGGUCCUGGCUUGCCUGGAUGGCUACAUGAAUAUAGCCUUGGAGCAGACGGAAGAAUAUGUAAAUGGACAGCUGAAGAAUAAGUACGGGGAUGCAUUUAUCCGUGGAAACAAUGUAUUGUAUAUAAGUACACAGAAGAGAAGGAUGUGAAGACGCCAGGAGUACAAUACUUUUCAUACUGGGGUAUAUUUUUUUAUGAGAUUUUUGGGGGGUUCCUUUGUGACUUCCACUUGUCCCAUUUCAUAAUAGUUGGUGAUUUUUCACUGACCUGCGAGGAAGAGAAAUGUACAGAAUUGUGAUAAUGUAAUUGUGACGCGUUCCUUCCUAUUUAAGUUUCAGUCAUUUCCUUUUACCUCUGUGUCAGUGUG